AGGGGCGAUGGGUUUAUGUCAUCAUCCUGCGCCCGCCUGCCCGCGACGUGCCGGCAGCUGGCGCAGCCCUCCGCUCGCCCGGCCUCCCCCUCCCUGGUUCCGCGCUCUGGUUCCGCCAUGGAAUCCAACAAGGAUGAAGCCGAGCGCUGUAUUAGCAUCGCCCUCAAGGCCAUCCAGAGCAACCAGCCUGACCGGGCGCUCCGCUUCCUGGAGAAAGCGCAGCGGCUGUAUCCGACGCCGCGAGUUCGCGCCCUGAUUGAGUCCCUCAACCAGAAACCACAGUCUGCCGGUGACCAUCCCCAACCCACAGACGCGACCCACAGGAAAGCAGGUGGGGCCGAUGCCCCCUCGGCCAACGGAGAAGCUGGAGGAGGAGAGAGCACUAAAGGCUACACUGCAGAGCAAGUAGCAGCAGUAAAAAGGGUCAAGCAGUGUAAAGAUUACUAUGAGAUCCUGGGGGUGAGCAGAGGGGCCUCCGAUGAGGACCUGAAGAAGGCCUACCGCAAGCUGGCCCUCAAGUUCCACCCAGACAAGAACCACGCCCCUGGUGCCACUGAAGCUUUCAAAGCCAUUGGCACAGCAUAUGCGGUACUUAGUAACCCGGAGAAAAGGAAGCAGUAUGACCAGUUCGGUGAUGACAAGAGCCAGGCAGCCCGGCACGGCCAUGGGCAUGGGGACUUCCACCGUGGCUUUGAGGCGGACAUCUCCCCUGAGGACCUCUUCAACAUGUUCUUUGGUGGUGGCUUCCCGUCUAGUAAUGUCCACGUCUACAGCAACGGCCGCAUGCGCUAUACCUACCAGCAAAGGCAGGACCGCAGGGAGAACCAGGGUGACGGCGGGCUGGGGGUCUUUGUGCAGCUGCUGCCCAUCCUCAUCCUGAUCGUCGUGUCGGCGCUCAGCCAGCUCAUGGUCUCCAGCCCUCCAUACAGCCUGAGUCCACGGCCGUCGGUGGGCCAUGUCCACAGGCGAGUCACUGACCACCUGAAUGUCGUCUACUACGUGGCAGACACCUUCUCUAAGGAGUACACGGGCUCCAGCCUCAAAACAGUUGAACGGAAUGUGGAAGACGAUUACAUCGCCAACCUCCGAAACAACUGCUGGAAGGAGAAGCAGCAGAAGGAAGGCUUGCUAUACCGGGCCCGCUACUUCGGUGACACGGAUAUGUACCACAAGGCGCAGAGGAUGGGCACCCCGAGCUGUAACCGACUGUCAGAGGUGCAGGCCUCCCUGCAUGGAUAGUCCCGGGCCAGCCACGCCACGGAGGUCCAAGUAUGAGCCAGGGCCUCUGCCCUGCAACUCUUGGCAGCUCUGGCCCUGGUCAUGAGGCAGAGGAGGGCGGGAGGGCGAGAGGGGAAUGGCCUGUUGAUUAGGGCACAGACUCCUUGUCCCCAGCCUGACCUCCAGCCUGCAGAGCUGGGGCAGCUCCAGGGUAUGCUCAGGCCUCUCACGCUCCUGUGUACCCUGCGCCCAACUCCCUGGCCCUGGGAACGUGGGGAGCCCAAGAGCCAGGCAGAAGGGGGAAUUGAAGGCCACUGCUAAGGGCCAUGUGUGUUUCCCUGGUCUCAUCCAGCCCCCAAGUCACCACAGCCCUUUCCCAAGUACAACAGACUACUAUCUGUUUAGGCCACCAAGUACUUCUGGUCCCAGGAUAGCCCCCCCACCCCCCCCCCACACACCCUCCCCAUCUGACAUCAGGAAGAAACCCAUGAGAAUGGGUGGGCCAAGAUCCCGUGCUCUUGCUCUGGCCUUCCAGGCAGGAGGAAAUGGAACAGGAUGGAUAGGCAGCCCCACAGUGGGCCGGGGAGGGAGCCAACAUGCUGGGAGCAGGAGAGGCCUGUGUACCCUGACCCCUUGCCCUCUGGUGGAAUCCAAGGCGCUCUCUCAAGUGCUAGUGCACCCGCAGCCUGGAGGCAUUUCGGCCUGCCCUGGGCGCGUCUCACCUGUGGUCUAGGGGAGAGAGCAGACGGCAUGAGUUGAGGGUCGAAGGCAGAGCCUUUAGUACAGAAGGGGUGGGGAAAAAAUGCCAAGUCACUGGUCACAGGCUUCCGCCUCCUUUGCCCCUGCAUGUGGGUAGCGAGCUCGGCUCCCAGCGCUUGCCGGAGGGGACAGACUGGACCGAGCCCAGAGAGCGGAGCAGAGCUGGCGAAGGUGCUUCUCUGUGUCGGUACCUGCCCGUCCGUCCUCUGCCUGUGCCCCCCCCUUGGCAAGGGUCCAGCCCCAGACGCUGUGCUUGGAGGCCAUCUGCUAGCACCUCCGGGAGAGUGACAGAGCGCAGGAGGGAGACCGGUUGGGGCCGAGGUGGGCAGGACGGCAGCCGGGGGUCGGCUUGUUUGUGCAGGCUGAGCUGGCGGCUCCAGGCCCUGGGACUGCUGAGCUAACUGUUCCCACUCUCCUCCCCAGACCAUGAAAUCCCUGGAGAAUUUUUGGUGACAUGCACUGAGCCAAGGUGAUGGACUGUGUAUUUAAGGAAAGACAUAAAAA
This is a messenger RNA of Callorhinus ursinus (northern fur seal), 2481 nucleotides long. The record is from RefSeq and is a predicted model, not a curated record. NCBI's taxonomy places the organism in Eukaryota, Metazoa, Chordata, Mammalia, Carnivora, Otariidae.